This is a messenger RNA of Trichomycterus rosablanca, 2685 nucleotides long. It is a transcript of the gene olfml2a, whose product is annotated as olfactomedin-like 2A. The transcript has 8 exons. The record is from RefSeq and is a predicted model, not a curated record. The coding region runs from base 88 to 2076 and encodes 662 amino acids. Gene Ontology annotation, biological process: signal transduction. NCBI's taxonomy places the organism in Eukaryota, Metazoa, Chordata, Actinopteri, Siluriformes, Trichomycteridae.
GCUCUGGAGUGAUCGUGCAGGUGUACAGUGUCCCAUCAUCCUCUGAUCUGCUCUGUGGGUUCGAUACUGGAGAUUUUGGGGGAGACGAUGCGGAUUUACGCGUGCAUCCUUGUUGUUGCUGCGUGCGUCCUGACCGGAGAGGUCCUCGCGAUCACCAAGCUCUUUAACGAUCUGGAGCCGGUCAGGAUGACGUCAGAGGGCUCAGACUGCCGCUGUAAGUGCAUGAUGCGCCCCCUCAGUGUGGACGCUUGCUCCAGGCUCCGCGAGGGCACCCUGAAGGUGGACGAUUUCUACGCGGUGGAGACGGUCAGCUCGGGCUCGGACUGUAAGUGCUCUUGCACGGCCCCGCCGUCGUCCCUCAACCCCUGUGAGAACCUGUGGAAGAUGGACAAACUCAAGAAACAAGCGCCUGAACUUCUCAAGCUACACUCCAUGGUGGAUCUGUUGGAGGGGACCCUGUACAGUAUGGAUAUGAUGAAGGUUCACGCCUACAUGAAUAAAGUGGUGGCGCAGAUGAACACGCUGGAGGAGACGAUAAAGGUGAAUCUGAGCCGAGAGAACGACUUCAUCAGAGACAGCGUCACUAAUCUUUCCAAUCAGAUGAAGAAAUAUGAGAAUUAUUCGGACAUCAUGGUCAGCAUCAAGAAGGAAAUCUCCAACCUGGGACUGCAGCUGUUGCAGAAGGAUUCAGCCACGGACACGGUUCAGGCCACUGAUGAGAAGAAGAACAAAGACGCUGUAAAACCAGCCAACAAAAAAAAUCCACUGGUCAAACCUCCAGUGAAGCCGGCCAAAGAGAAACCUGUCAAACCCAAGAAGGAACCAGUACCCAAAACCAUCAAACCAGCAAAACCAGAGCCUACUCCCAAGAGCAAAGUGCCAGCUCACCAGCCGGGCGUCAUCAGGGGCAUCACUUACUACAAAGCCAGCAGUGUGGUGGACUCUGGGACGGACGGUGCGGCGAGAGGAGACAGAGACAACACGGCCAAAAUCCACACCGUCCACCAGAUCGAGGAGGCUAAGAGGGGGCCGGAACUCGUCCCGGAGGCCGCCGAGGCCACCUCGAACGCAGCGACGCCGAAAACGACCACGGCGGCACCGACGACGACCACGGCGGCGACGACAACCACCACAACUGUUGCUACGACAACAGUUUCGUUACAGAGCAUUAGCGGCGGGCGGCUUUUCACCACCAGGUCCAGUCCGGUGACUGAGAAACACACCAGCACACCACCGCUGAACACUAAAGAAGUGCUCACAAAGGCCUUCUCUAACAAAACAGUGGACAAAUUUCUGGAGUGUGAGGGCACCAUCGCGUCGGUGGAGAUGCCCGAGAAACAUCACAGUUACGGACGUAAUGAAGGAGCCUGGAUGAAGGACCCUCUCGCCAGGGACAACAAGAUCUACGUGACUAACUAUUACUACGGGAACAACCUGGUGGAGUUCCGCAACCUGGAUAAUUUCAAACAAGGUCGCUGGAGUAACCUGUACAAGCUUCCCUAUAACUGGAUUGGAACUGGUCAUGUGGUCUUCAACGGUUCCUUCUACUACAACCGUGCCUUCACCAAGAACAUCAUCAAAUACGACCUGCGCAUGCGCUACGUGGCCGCCUGGACCCUCCUCCACGACGCCGUCUACGAGGACACGACGCCGUGGAAGUGGCGCGGCCACUCGGACAUCGACUUCGCCGUGGACGAGAGCGGCCUGUGGGUGAUAUACCCGGCGCUGGACUACGACUACGGGCAGCACGAGGUCAUCGUCGUCAGCAAGCUGGACCCCAGCGACCUGUCCACCAAGAAGGAGACCACGUGGAGGACGGGCCUGAAGCGCAACACCUACGGGAACUGCUUCAUGGUGUGCGGCGUGCUGUACGCCAUCGACGUGUACAACCAGAGAGAGGGCGAGGUGGCGUACGCCUACGACACGCAUACCAACACGGAGGCUACGCCGCGGCUGCCGUUCACCAACGAGUAUGCCUUCGUUACUCAGGUGGACUACAAUCCUAAAGAGAAGGUGCUGUAUGCCUGGGACAACGGACAUCAGGUCACCUAUAACAUCGAGUUUGUGGGACAGUGAGAGAAACGCUCGGGAGAAAUGUGACUUUUAGGGUGAAAUAACAUAACCGGAGGAAACGUUUUUAAAGAACUGAACAUAAACGGACACUUCUAACUCACAAAGUGACUAAAGAAACGUUACGCAGUUUGUGUUGAGCGCUGUUUGGUACUUUUACCUACAUUUUAAAAGCUCAGAGCUGGUAAAAAUAACAGAAAUAAUUCUGCUUGAGUGAUUUUUUUAAGUGUUGUCUGUUUUACCACCUGUUUAUCCUGGUCAGGGUCGCGGUGGGUCUGAUUCAUUGGGCGAAAGGCAGGAAACACCCCGGACAGGUCGGCAGUACAUUACAGGGCACACACACAUCCAUUCGGAACACUCGGAGGAAACCCACAUGGACAUGGGGAGAACAUGCAAACUCCACACAGAAAGGACCCUGCUCGCUCAGCUGGGGUAUCAAACCCAGGACCUUCUUGCUGUAAGACAACAACGCUACCCACUGCACCACCCAGACAUGAAGUUUUAAUAUUUACAUGUAUUUUGUUUUUUUUUAAAUAUGGGUUGAUAUACUGAUUUCUAUGUAAAUAUUCUAUGUAAAAAAGACACUAUUUUAUGGACAUACAAUAAAUACACGAC